AUGGAUCUUGUCGUAGGGCAGUCUAUCUUGGCCGAUUCGGCUAAGAGCAUCUCUGGUCCCUUAGCACGAUAUCUCCUCUUGCCUCAACUCCCAGUCGACUCAGCAUUACACCCGGCCGACUGGUUCUGUCGGCCUCGGCCCCAAUCGUGUCGCCGCGGUCUGUCAACCGUUCCGGUCGUCUUGUUCUGUCGACCACUUGGUCUGAACAGACUGUUCCGACCGUCUGGUUUCGUCGACCAUUCGGUCCUGAUCGUAUUAGGCCAGCCGGUUCUUCUUGGUGCUCCGACCACGAUCGUGUCACCGCGGUCUAUCGACCGUUCCGGCCGAUCGUGUCUAGCGACCGCCCGACUAAACCAUGAUCCCCCGGAUCAUGUGUGGCCGUGCACGGUCAAGCAACCGCUCGGCAACCGAUCACACCGUUUGGUGAUCGAUCCCGACCGUUCGGUUGUUGGUUCACCCAUCCGAUUUCCGUCCGUACGCACUUCCGAUCCGUCGGCGCAUCGGCUGGAUCGCAUCGCCGCGCUCCUUAGACCGUUCUCGGCCGAUCGAUUCCUCGACUGCGCUGUUGUGACCGUUCGUGUGAUCGGUCCAUGA
Molecule: messenger RNA, 594 nt
Organism: Microthlaspi erraticum
Lineage: Eukaryota; Viridiplantae; Streptophyta; Magnoliopsida; Brassicales; Brassicaceae
Source: the annotation of a GenBank genome assembly